CAGUAGCAGGAUAACUAAACGAAAAUAAAUGAAUGAAUGAAUGAACAAGAGUAAGUAAAGGGGCGGGUUGCCGCUGAAGACUUUCCCAAACCCAAACUAACCCUUCUAAUCCAAGGCUGUGAAGGGAGCUGCUAGCCGCCACCAGCCGCCAUGUCUGGAGGGAUCGCGCGCGGCCGCCUCGCCGAGGAGCGCAAGGCCUGGCGCAAGAAUCACCCCCACGGUUUCGUGGCGAGGCCGGAGUCGCUGACCGACGGGUCCGUGAACCUCAUGGUCUGGAACUGUACCAUCCCCGGCAAGCACGGGACCGAUUGGGAAGGUGGGUACUACCCACUUACCCUUCAUUUCAGUGAAGAUUACCCAAGCAAACCUCCCAAAUGCAAGUUUCCACAGGGUUUUUUCCAUCCAAAUGUUUAUCCAUCAGGAACAGUCUGCCUCUCAAUUCUGAACGAGGAUAGCGAUUGGAGACCUGCUAUCACUGUUAAGCAGAUUCUAGUUGGAAUACAGGACUUGCUUGAUCAGCCCAAUCCAGCUGAUCCUGCUCAGACUGAUGGUUAUCACCUAUUCAUCCAGGAUCCUGCAGAAUAUAAGCGACGUGUUCGUCUGCAGGCCAAGCAAUAUCCUGCUCUGGUCUGAGGAUGUUGGCAUACUAGAGAUCCAUGAUCCAUCCUGCAAAUCUGCAUGGUAGUUGCAAAAUGUAUCGUCUCAAUUUGGAUUAGACAGGAUACAAGUUAUCUGGCGGAUUGCCCAGUGUAAACCUGAACCUUUUAUGAUGUGUGGUGUCCGGUAUUGGCAGCAAAAAACAAUUCGUUUACUGCUGUAAGUGCUGCAGCCACUGAUAUUUUGUCUAUUUAACUUGACUGUUUGUGUGUUGGUAGUCUAUCUUGAAGACAAAUGUUUAUCAAGAAAGUUAUAUGCUUAGAAGAUGUAUUAUGUAUAUAACUUUUAGCUUUUUUGCCCC
This is a messenger RNA of Zea mays, 958 nucleotides long. RefSeq names its product SUMO-conjugating enzyme SCE1. The coding region runs from base 151 to 633 and encodes 160 amino acids. The transcript has 5 exons. Lineage: Eukaryota; Viridiplantae; Streptophyta; Magnoliopsida; Poales; Poaceae. The record is from RefSeq and is a predicted model, not a curated record.